Messenger RNA from Callorhinus ursinus (northern fur seal), 748 nucleotides. RefSeq names its product fibroblast growth factor 8 (gene FGF8). Gene Ontology annotation, molecular function: growth factor activity. The record is from RefSeq and is a predicted model, not a curated record. Lineage: Eukaryota; Metazoa; Chordata; Mammalia; Carnivora; Otariidae.
GUUCUCGGUGCUCCCCCGGCCGCGCGCCAUGGGCAGCCCCCGCUCGGCGCUGAGCUGCCUGCUGUUGCACUUGCUGGUUCUCUGCCUCCAAGCCCAGGAAGGCGUGGUGGUGGUGGGGGCGCGGGGGGGGGGGGGUCCCGCGGCGCUGGGCAGGGAGCUUGCUUUCCUGACUGGCCGGGAGUCCCAGGGUGUUUCCCAACAGCAUGUGAGGGAGCAGAGCCUGGUGACGGAUCAGCUCAGCCGCCGCCUCAUCCGGACCUACCAGCUCUACAGCCGCACCAGCGGGAAGCACGUGCAGGUCCUGGCCAACAAGCGCAUCAACGCCAUGGCAGAAGACGGGGACCCCUUCGCAAAGCUCAUUGUGGAGACAGAUACCUUUGGGAGCCGUGUUCGAGUCCGAGGAGCUGAGACUGGCCUCUACAUCUGCAUGAAUAAGAAGGGGAAGCUGAUCGCCAAGAGCAACGGCAAGGGCAAGGACUGCGUGUUCACGGAGAUCGUGCUGGAGAACAACUACACGGCCCUGCAGAACGCCAAGUACGAAGGCUGGUACAUGGCCUUCACCCGCAAGGGCCGGCCCCGCAAGGGCUCCAAGACGCGGCAGCACCAGCGUGAGGUCCACUUCAUGAAGCGGCUGCCCCGCGGCCACCACACCACGGAGCAGAGCCUGCGCUUCGAGUUCCUCAACUACCCGCCCUUCACGCGCAGCCUGCGCGGCAGCCAGAGGACUUGGGCCCCGGAGCCCCGGUAG